Bacillus rossius redtenbacheri is the source of this 558-nucleotide messenger RNA. Its product is annotated as homeobox protein MSX-2-like. Lineage: Eukaryota; Metazoa; Arthropoda; Insecta; Phasmatodea; Bacillidae. The transcript is spliced from 4 exons. Gene Ontology annotation, biological process: regulation of DNA-templated transcription. Gene Ontology annotation, molecular function: DNA binding; DNA-binding transcription factor activity, RNA polymerase II-specific. The record is from RefSeq and is a predicted model, not a curated record. The coding region runs from base 1 to 558 and encodes 185 amino acids.
AUGUUCGGGACCGAACACGGGGCGGACGCCGACGAGCGCAGGAAGCGGCCCCGCACCGCCUUCACCGCGGCGCAGAUCAAGUCGCUGGAGGCGGAGUUCGAGCGCAACAAGUACCUGUCCGUGGCCAAGCGGCUGCAGCUCUCCAGGAGCCUCAAGCUCACGGAGACCCAGAUCAAGAUCUGGUUCCAGAACCGACGCACCAAGUGGAAAAGGAAGUACACCAAUGACCUCGAGGUUCUGGCGCAGCAGUACUACAGUUCCAUGGGCGUGAUGGCGCCUCGACCCAUUUUCGUUGGCGACAGGUUAUGGUUCUUCAACUACCCGCACCACGGCCAGCCAGGACUCAACGCCCCGGCCCUUCUGCCCGCCGGCUACCUGCAGCCCCACCAGCCCCCGGUGCUGUCCCCCCUGCUGGGGCCCCCGCCGCCGCCGCCGCACUUCCUGCAGGCCGGCCAGCCGCUCCCCAGCAACGUGCUGCCGCACUGCUACCAACCCCCGCAGCACCCCGGCGAGGAGUACGCGCCACUGCGGGUACACUCGCCCGACGCGCAGACGUGA